Propithecus coquereli (Coquerel's sifaka) is the source of this 1945-nucleotide messenger RNA. RefSeq names its product progesterone receptor-like. The record is from RefSeq and is a predicted model, not a curated record. NCBI's taxonomy places the organism in Eukaryota, Metazoa, Chordata, Mammalia, Primates, Indriidae. The transcript is spliced from 2 exons. Gene Ontology annotation, biological process: steroid hormone receptor signaling pathway; regulation of DNA-templated transcription. Gene Ontology annotation, cellular component: nucleus. The annotation marks the transcript as partial. Gene Ontology annotation, molecular function: steroid binding; zinc ion binding; DNA-binding transcription factor activity.
AGCGCCGCCCUCCCCCACCCCCGACUCAGGAGGUGGAGAUCCCCCAGGUCCGGCCAAAUUCAACACCCAUUUUCUCCUCCCUCUGCCCCUAUAUUCUCGACAACCCCUCCUUCCCCUUUUCCCUCCUCCCUAGAGACGGGGGAGGAGAAAAGGGGAGUCCAGGUCGUCAUGACUGAGCUGAAGGCAAAGGGUCCCCGGGCUCCCCACGUGGCGGUCAGCGUGCCCUCCCCCAGCGAGGUCGGAUCCCCCCUGCUGGGUCGCUCAGAUCCAGACCCCUUCCAGGGGAGCCAGACCUCAGAUGCCUCGCCUGUAGUCUCGGCCAUACCCAUCUCCCCGGACGGGCUGCUCUUCCCUCAGCCCAGCCAGGGACAGGACGCCCCAAACGGAAAGACGCAGGCCCAGCAGUCGCCGUCGGACGUGGAGGGCUUAUAUUCCGGAGUUGAAGCCACAAGAGGUGCAGGAGGCUGCAGUUCUAGACUCCCAGAAAAGGACAGAGGGCUGCUGGACAGUGUCUUGGACACUCUUCUGGAGCCCUCAGGUUCCGGGCACAGCCACGCCAGCCCUCUUGCCUGCGAGGCCACCAGCUCUUGGUGCCUGUUUGGCCACCAGCUUCCCGAAGAUUCCCGGGCUGCCCCCACCACCCAGGGGGUGUUGGCCCAGCUCAUGAGCCGGCCAGGGGGCAAGGCUGGAGAUAGCUCCGGGACAGCAGCUGCCCAUAAGGUGCCGCCCAGGGGCCUGUCACCGUCCCGGCAGCUGCUGCUCCCACCCUCUGGGAGCCCGCACUGGCCCGGGGCCCCAGCGAAGCCGUCUCCGCAGCCCGCUACGGUGGAGGUGCUGGAGGAGGAGGACAGCUCCGAGUCCUCGGACUCGGAGGGUCCGCUUCUGAAGGGCAAACCUGUAGCUCUGGGAGGCACCGCGGCGCGAGGAGGAGCCGCAGCCACAGCGCCCGGGGCGGCCUCAGGAAGCGUCGCCCUCGCCCCCAAGGAAGAUUCCCGCUUUUCAGCAUCCAGGGUCGCUCUGACAGAGCAGGACGCGACAGUGGCGCCCGGGCGCUCCCCGCUGGCCACCACGGUGAUGGAUUUCAUCCACGUGCCCAUCCUGCCUCUCAACCAUGCCUUCCUGGCCGCCCGCACUCGGCAGCUGCUGGAGGGGGAGAGCUACGACGGCGGGGCCGCGGCUGCCAGCGCCUUUGCCCCGCCGCGCGGCUCGCCUUCGGCCUUGUCCGCCGCGGUCGCGGGUGGCGACUUCCCCGACUGCGCGUACCCGCCCGACGCAGAGCCCAAAGACGACGCGUUCCCUCUCUACGGCGACUUCCAGCCGCCUGCCCUGAAGAUCAAGGAGGAGGAGGAAGGCGCGGAGGCCGCGGCGCGCUCCCCGCGUCCAUACCUGGUGGCCGGUGCCAAUACCGCAGCCUUCCCGGAUUUUUCGCUGGCGCCGCCGCUGCCGGCGCCCUCCUCCAGGCCCGGGGAAACCGCAGUGGCGGCCGCGCCCGCCAGUGCCUCUGUCUCGUCCGCGUCCUCGUCGGGGUCGGCCCUAGAGUGCAUCCUGUACAAGGCGGAGGGCGCGCCGGCCCAGCAGGGCCCAUUCGCCCCGCCGCCCUGCAAGGCUCCGGGCGCCGGCGCCUGCCUGCUCCCGCGGGACAGCCUGCCCUCCACCUCGGCCGCCGCCGCCGGGGCGGCCCCCGCGCUCUACCCGCCACUCGGCCUCAACGGGCUCCCGCAGCUUGGCUACCAGGCCGCCGUGCUCAAGGAGGGCCUUCCGCCGGUCUACCCGCCCUAUCUCAACUACCUGAGGCAGGAUUCAGAAGCCAGCCAGAGCCCACAGUACAGCUUCGAGUCAUUACCUCAGAAGAUUUGCUUAAUCUGUGGGGAUGAAGCAUCAGGCUGUCAUUAUGGUGUCCUUACCUGUGGGAGCUGUAAGGUCUUCUUUAAAAGGGCAAUGGAAG